CGGCUUCCUUGCUUGUGGCGAAUGUGGCGACGCCAUUUUGCGUGUGAUAUUUUGGUUUUCCUGUUGAGUUUUAUCGUGAUUUGAAGUUAUUUGACUACGAUUUUGUAAAAUGGGUGAAGAUAAAGAUCGACGCCGUAGAUCUCGAUCUAGGGAGAGAAGGCGAUCCAGAUCGCGCUCGAGAGGAGAGCGUAGGGAGAAGAAAAGGAGCAGGUCCAGAUCACAAUCGAAGAGAUCUCGUCGUCGCAAGCCUUCUUUGUAUUGGGAUGUACCGCCUCCGGGUUUCGAACACAUCACGCCGUUGCAAUACAAGGCGAUGCAAGCCGCUGGUCAAAUUCCGGCUAACAUAGUGGCUGACACACCGCAAGCGGCCGUGCCAGUAGUUGGAUCUACAAUAACAAGACAAGCACGAAGAUUGUAUGUGGGAAAUAUUCCUUUCGGCGUCACUGAAGAAGAAACUAUGGAGUUUUUCAACCAGCAGAUGCAUCUAUCUGGUUUGGCACAGGCUGCUGGCAACCCAGUAUUGGCUUGCCAGAUUAAUUUGGACAAAAAUUUUGCAUUCCUGGAGUUCCGUUCAAUUGAUGAGACCACACAGGCUAUGGCGUUUGACGGUAUCAACUUCAAAGGACAGAGCUUGAAGAUACGGCGACCUCACGACUACCAACCAAUGCCUGGCACUGAGAAUCCAGCUAUUAAUGUGCCAGCUGGUGUUAUAAGUACAGUAGUUCCAGAUUCUCCUCACAAAAUUUUCAUAGGUGGCCUUCCAAACUAUCUCAAUGAGGACCAAGUGAAAGAAUUGCUGAUGUCAUUUGGUCAGCUACGAGCAUUCAAUUUGGUGAAGGAUUCUUCUACUGGCUUGAGUAAGGGUUAUGCCUUUGCUGAAUAUGUGGACAUUUCAAUGACUGAUCAGGCUAUAGCAGGUCUGAACGGAAUGCAACUGGGUGACAAGAAGCUGAUUGUUCAACGAGCUAGUAUUGGUGCCAAGAACUCUACACUAGCAAUGACUGGAGCGGCUCCAGUUCAACUUCAAGUGGCCGGAUUGACGCUGGCGGGCGCUGGACCUCCUACAGAAGUGCUAUGCCUUCUGAACAUGGUCACACCAGACGAAUUACGGGAUGAAGAGGAAUACGAGGACAUUCUUGAAGAUAUCAAGGAGGAAUGCAACAAGUACGGCGUUGUACGCAGUAUAGAAAUUCCCAGACCAAUAGAGGGUGUUGAAGUACCGGGAUGUGGAAAGGUAUUCGUAGAAUUCAACAGUAUUGCAGACUGUCAAAAGGCGCAACAAACCCUAACUGGGCGCAAAUUCAGCAACCGUGUAGUCGUAACGUCGUACUUUGAUCCAGACAAAUAUCAUCGCAGAGAAUUCUAAAAUUCUUACCCUUUUUAAAUCUACCCUUUCUUGUCAUUGUUAGUUCAUAUAAUUUUCGUGACAUGUUCAUUAAUGAAUUUUAUGACAAUCCAUCUCUAAUGUAUUUAACACAACUAAGAAUAAAG
Molecule: messenger RNA, 1491 nt
Organism: Hyposmocoma kahamanoa
Lineage: Eukaryota; Metazoa; Arthropoda; Insecta; Lepidoptera; Cosmopterigidae
Gene: U2af50
Product: splicing factor U2AF 50 kDa subunit
Exons: 8
Coding region: 110-1366 (418 amino acids)
Biological process (GO): mRNA processing
Cellular component (GO): nucleus; commitment complex; U2-type prespliceosome
Molecular function (GO): poly-pyrimidine tract binding; pre-mRNA 3'-splice site binding
Source: RefSeq, a predicted model, not a curated record